GUCCUUGAAACAACCCCAAAAUUACAUCAGGGAAUAAAUUCAUAGGCCACCAUGACUCGCUCGUUCAACUUUCUACCCCUGCUCCUCUUGCUUACUUUAUCAGCCCUGACUGUCCAAGAAAUUUCAGCAGCACCUUCCUGCACUGAAGUUGCCAUAGAAUUACUCCCAUGCCUCAGCUUCCUGUCUGGCAACGGUGCUGCAGAUGUUCCAUCGCGGGCAUGUUGUUUGGGUGCUCAAACUAUUGCUUACGAAGCACAGACCAAAGAUGACCGACGGGCUAUCUGCGAGUGCCUUGUUAAUGCAUUAGCAAAUAUUGGCACAUCUGACUCCUUCACUGCGCGGAUACCUUUAAUUGCUACCCAAUGCGGUGUUGAUGUUUCUCUUCCGCCAAUUACCGGCGACAAAGAUUAUUGUUCCAAGCUCUUCCCUUGACUUCGUUUGAUAUACCAUCGUGUUGUGCCACACUAGGGAAGAUAUUAAUUAUAUCUAGCUCAAUCCAUCAUCCUUUAAAUUUCUUUAAGUAAUUUACAUUGUACUUAAUGAAUAACAAAUCCUAGUUGUGGAC
This is a messenger RNA of Gossypium raimondii (Peruvian cotton), 565 nucleotides long. Its product is annotated as non-specific lipid-transfer protein A. Gene Ontology annotation, biological process: lipid transport. The record is from RefSeq and is a predicted model, not a curated record. Gene Ontology annotation, molecular function: lipid binding. The transcript has 2 exons. Bases 52 to 432 code for a protein of 126 amino acids. NCBI's taxonomy places the organism in Eukaryota, Viridiplantae, Streptophyta, Magnoliopsida, Malvales, Malvaceae. Gene Ontology annotation, cellular component: membrane.